Molecule: messenger RNA, 2507 nt
Organism: Gaeumannomyces tritici R3-111a-1
Lineage: Eukaryota; Fungi; Ascomycota; Sordariomycetes; Magnaporthales; Magnaporthaceae
Product: 3-phytase
Exons: 4
Coding region: 115-2415 (766 amino acids)
Molecular function (GO): inositol hexakisphosphate 3-phosphatase activity
Source: RefSeq, a predicted model, not a curated record
GUGGGCCUUUCGCCGGCCACGAUAAAUACAGCGCUCCAGGCCGCACCCAAGACAUGAAAGACGAGCGCAGUCUCCCCAGGCCUGUCUGUUGUUCAAUCAGAGUCAGCUGUCGAGAUGGCUUCAAGGAUGGUGCUGGCCGUGUGGCCUCUGUGCACCAUUGUUGCCGCCGUCGCAACCCAGGCAGCGCCCGUCAACAUCCGGCUUAACGUCACCGCCGAGAGCCGCGAGAUCAAGUCUGGCUGGACCUCUGUCUACUACCCUGAUGCAGCAUCGAACGCGCCUGCCCUCCUGAUUGGGAACGAUGGCAUGACCGCCACGGGCGGCUUCCACGUCCUCAACCUCGACUCUUCGUCCCCCAUCUCCGAGGUUACCAGCAUCGUUACCGGGAGGACCAAACUUAUCACCACGGUGUAUGGCUUGGGCGGUGGGGAAAAAGGGAAGGCCGCUGCUGGCGAUGUAAUCAUCACUAUCGCGCAGACAGACGCCAUCAUUCGCGUCUUCGAUGCCGUCUCCUUCGAGCAGAUCCCCACACUUACAUCGCCGACUGUAACUUUGGGCGAUUGGAAUGCCAUCUGUCCUUGGCAAAGCAGCAGCGGGAACCACUACUUCUUUCUUUUCGGCAAGGGUGGCAGGGCCUUCCAGUAUCUUAUCCGCAAGGUCAAUGAUGCGGUGGAGAUAUUGGAGGUCCGAUCCAUCCCCGUCUCGGCCUCAUUCGUCGGCUGCGCCGUUUCUCAGAAGCACUCGACACUUUUCCUCACCGAGGAGGUGGACCAGGAUGUCUACACCAUGGAGCUGGUCGAGAACACUGCCGCGCCGGCUAUCGUCAAGGUUGCCAACGUCACCGGGGCCACCGGUGUUUCCAUCUAUGAGACAAGCUGUGCCGACAAGGAUUACAUUUUCGUCGCCCGCGAGGACUCCAUCUCUGUCUACUAUCAUCCCUGGGAAAUUGUCGGCAAGGUGACUCUGACAGGCCGGAAGAAGAUGGAGAUCGAGGGGCUGAGCAUAUACCAAGCCUCCACGCCUCACUACCCCCUUGGCGCUCUCACCUACAGCAUGAAGGCUAACUCCUUCCAGGGUUUUGCUGUCUCUUCUCUGUCCGAGCUGCUGGCAGAGCUUGGCAUCCGGCCGAACACAGCCUACAGCCCCAGGGCUCGGUCGAGCGAUGGUGGGCCGUCCCCCAUCUCCGGCUCAUGCUCUGGGAAUGGCUACUUCACCAACCAACAGUGCAGCUGCUUCCUCGGUUUCACCGGCCCCGAGUGCAACCAGUUCGCCUGCACAAACUCCUGUUCCGGCAAGGGCCGCUGCACUGGCCCGAAUCAGUGUAGCUGUGACGCCGGCUGGGGUGGACUGCACUGCUCGUUUCUGCUCGUCGAGCCUUCCUACGAGACCGAUGCCAACGGUGGCGAUGGCGACGACCCGGCCAUCUGGAUCUCUCCCGUGUCUCCAGAGCUGUCUCGCGUCAUCAUGACGGUCAAGUCCGAGCGCGGCGCGGGAUUGGGGGUGUUCGACCUGCAGGGAAAACAGACGCAGGCUUUUCCAGCGCCGCAACCGAACAACGUGGACAUGAUAUACGGCUUCCAGGCCGGCGACCGCCGUGUCGAUCUGGCAUUCGCAGGAUGCCGGACUGACAACACUCUGUGUCUCUUCGAGAUGCAUCCCAACGGAACACUGUCAGACAUCCCCGGUGGCAGCCAGCCCCUCCCUCCCAAGUACAAGGUCUACGGCUCGUGCACCUACCUCUCCCCCAAGACCGGGAAGCAGUACCUCUUCGUCAACGAGAAGUCGGCCCGCUACCUGCAGUACGAGCUCACGGCGGCGGCGGACGGCACGCUCCAAACGACCCUCGUCCGCGACUUCAUCGGCGGCAACGGCGGCCAGGUCGAGGGCUGCGUGACGGACGAGCAGAACGGCUGGCUCUUCCUAGGCGAGGAGCCCGUCGCGCUGUGGCGGUACGACGCCGAACCCAACUCGACCGCGCCCGGCCACCUCGUCGCGGCCGUGGGCGACAGCGGGCCGCUCAACGCCGAGGUCGAGGGCGUCACGCUCGUCACGGGCAAGAGGCCCGACCAGGGCUACAUCCUCGCCUCCAACCAGGGCGUCAGCUCCUUCGCCGUCUACCGGCGCGCCGAGCCGCACGAGUACGUGACCACAUUCCAGGUCGUGCGGUCGGCAGACGGCCGCAUCGACGCCGUGUCCAACACGGACGGCAUCACCGCCGUCGGCAAGGCGCUGGGCCCGGACUUCCCGCGCGGCCUGGUCGUGGUGCACGACGACGCGAACGAGCUGCCAGGCGGCGGGGCGAGCGAGGACGCGAGCUUCAAGCUGAUCAGCCUGGAGAAGAUUCUGGGGGCUGAGGCGUUGAAGGGGCUGAACCUGCUCGACGAUGUUGACCCUGAGUGGGACCCUCGCGCUUGACCUGUCGUAGCCGAGGGGUGACGUGGGCUCAUCUGUGACUCUAGCUCAAACUAGAAAGAUGUAAAUGAUGAACAGAAGCAAACUUGGGAUGG